AUGGAACGGGAUGACAACUUCUCAAAACUGAUUGAUAUAACAGGAGAAAUCCUUCAAGGUAUAAUUAAUGAGAGAGUUGCGGGACUCUUAGACGAAAACAUUGCCUUCGUAACCUUUGGGAGUUGGACAGCAGUGCGGCAGCAUCUGACAAAUGACGAAUCCCUCUGGAUCGAAGGGCUAGAUGCCAUCAGAGACAGCGGACUGGAUGGACCAGCAAUUUUGUGUCAGGGACUGCGUUUGUGUAAAACUGCAAUACAUGGUAACCAAAAUCCUAUGGAGAUUGACAACCUGUGCAUAUCGCCGCGGAUAAUACUGAUAACUGAUGGAAACAUCUCGAGCCUGUCACAUCCUUCAGAUUCUUUCCAGAGUCGAGAAAGCGAUCGACAACAGAUUUACAACCUAGUGGUAGACAUGGCCAGUAAAAACUACAGCGUGUUUUGUGUACCGCUGUGUCAUCGCAAUUCACCUAGAUACCGUUUUCUGGAGAAAAUAGCUCACCUGGGAUCGGGAAGCAUCAUUAGGCCAGACGAAUUACAAUUCAUCGCAAGAUACUAUCGUAAAAUUGUUUCGGCGUUACUGUUUGGGAGUUGGCAUCUUCAUGUGUCGAAAAGGUCUUUUAUCGAAAAAUGUCUGAAAGAAUCAAAAGGCGUGACUUCAUUUACAGACGAUGAAGUGGAGGAUAUGAUGGAGAUUGUGACCAAUCCCGAUAUUCUAGGUUAUCUAAGAGCUUCUCCGAAAGAUGGCAAGUAUCAAGAGUCAUAUGAAGACUUACCUCCCUUGGGUACUCGAAUUAAACAGGGUGAACACUGGCGUGAGGAUGUGUUUUAUGAGCACCACUGUGGUCCGGGAACUGGUACUGUAGUGGGCCAAGAAGAUGGUAGUGUGUAUGUUGAAUGGGACGGUUUCGAGGAUGGUAUACAUUAUUUGUAUAAAUACGGUCUUAACGAAAUCUACGAGGUCAGAGUUCAUGAUCGACCACGCACUCCUGAGGAAGGCAAGGCAUUUCUAGUCGGUUGCUGUAUCACUAGGAUAGAAUGGGAAGAAGACGAACAUGAAGACCCGCUAGGUUACGGACUGGUGUUUGUCUCAAGUCCGCAAUUUAAGGCAUUUGGUGUUCGCUGGAAGAACGGAGAUUUAAGUUACUACAAGUAUGAUGAUUUACUUUGCUGUGUACAGGAAGAGUUGUUGAUAUCCAGCACAACAAUCGUGAAAUUGGGAACAAGCCUUUGGAAGUUUAAUCUGCUGCGACAUGUAAACAACAUAGGUUCAGGAUACAGGAACUCUGUGUCCACCAUUGGAAAAUUCUCAAUAGAGAAAUUGAAAUUAUCACCCUUACCACACCGUUUGAUAAAAAGUGGUCCAAAGGGUUCAGACUAG
Molecule: messenger RNA, 1377 nt
Organism: Ylistrum balloti
Lineage: Eukaryota; Metazoa; Mollusca; Bivalvia; Pectinida; Pectinidae
Exons: 12
Coding region: 1-1377 (458 amino acids)
Molecular function (GO): metal ion binding; ubiquitin-protein transferase activity
Source: RefSeq, a predicted model, not a curated record